Molecule: messenger RNA, 2025 nt
Organism: Misgurnus anguillicaudatus (oriental weatherfish)
Lineage: Eukaryota; Metazoa; Chordata; Actinopteri; Cypriniformes; Cobitidae
Source: RefSeq, a predicted model, not a curated record
GGCCGCGAGUGUGACCGGCAGAGGGCAGGUCCCGGUCGCGCACGCUCCUCUGGGGGCCGCGCCCGCUCCUCUGGGGGUCGCACUUGCUCCUCUGGCGGUCCUGCCCCUCAGCCAGUCGUGCCGUCGGCCGGUCCUCAGCGGGUGCUGCCGACAGCCGCUCUGUUGCUGGUCCUGCCGACAGCCACUGCGACCUUGCGGCCGAUCCUGUGCAGGUCCCACCCGUGCCUCUGCAAGUCGCGCCCGCUCCUCUGCCGGCCCAGCCGGCUAUUCUGGCCAUCCAUCCAGCCGACGGCCGCUCUGUUGCUGGUCCUGCCAACGGCCACUGCGACCCGCGGCCGAUCCUGUGCAGGUCCCACCCGUGCCUCUGCCAGUCGCGCCCGCUCCUCUGCCGGCCCAGCCGGCUAUUCUGGCCGUCCAGCCCGCACCUGCUCCUCUGCUGGUAGCGCCCAUGCCUCUGGGGGUCGCACUUGCUCCUCUGGCGGUCCUGCCCCUCAGCCAGUCGUGCCGUCGGCCGGUCCUCAGCGGGUGCUGCCGACGGCCGCUCUGUUGCUGGUCCUGCCGACAGCCACUGCGACCCGCGGCCGAUCCUGUGCAGGUCCCACCCGUGCCUCUGCCAGUCGCGCCCGCUCCUCUGCCGGCCCAGCCGGCUAUUCUGGCCGUUCAGCCCGCACCUGCUCCUCUGCUGGUAGCGCCCAUGCCUCUGGCGGCCCCGCCCCUCCGCCGUUUCUGCUGAUGGCCGGACCGUUGCCGGUUAUCUUCCCACCUGCUCCACAGCAAGUCCCGCCAUGGACCGCUAAUCAGCAGGUCUUAACGUGGCCCGGUCCUCUGCCGGUUCCACCGUGGGCUGCUCCGGCCACUUCCGGCCACAUCCUCUGUACUUCAGUAGCUCAACCUUCCUCUCCACAAGUGCAGCCAGCACGUGCGUCCCUCAAGCGCCGUGCUGCUGUUAUGUCACAGCCACACACAUUUGAUGAGGGGGAGGUUGAAGCGAAAAAAGCCAGAAUGACAAUUAAAGGCAAUUCUGUAGCUCUGCCUUCAACCUCAGUCUCAGAGCAAAAGAAGAAGAAAAAAAGAGAAAAGAGAAGGCAGCAAAGAAAGAGAAGACAGGCGGCAAAGUCUAUAGCUCAACCUUCCUCUCCACAAGUGCAGCCAGCACCAGCAUGUGCGCCCCACAAGCGCCAUACUGAUGCUAUGUCGCAGGAGAUACAGACUAGAAAAAGGGCGAGAACUUUGCAUCCAGCUCAACCUUCAUGUGCUGUGCUGUCCAGACCAGGGCCUUCAUCUGUUCUUUCAGAGGUUCAGCUCAGCCUGAGCCUGUGUCCACGGCUGCACCUCUGCCAGUCCCGCCCUUGGCCGGCCCUCUGCCGGUCACACCCGCGGCUCGCAGCUGCUCCUCUGCAGGUCCCGGUCGCGCCCGCUCCUCUGGGGGUCCCGCCCGCUACUCUGCCAGUCCGGCCCGCGCCCGCACCUCUGGCAGUCGCGCCCCUCAGCCGGUCAUGCAGCCGUCGGCCGGUCCUCAGCGGGUGCAGCCGUCGGCCGGUCCUCAGCGGGUGCAGCCGUCGGCCGCUCCGUUGCCGGUCUUGCCGACGGCCACUGCUAAGCCGGUCCAGCACUUGGCCGGUCCUGAGCUGGUAUGGUCCUCAGAGGAUAUCUGUUCAGCUCAGCCUGAGCUUCCCCUCUGCCCAUGGACGCACCUUUGCCAGUACCGCCCGCAGGUCCCAGUCGUACCCGCUCCUCUGGUGGUCCCGCCCCUCAGCCAGUCGUGCCGUCAGCCGGUCCUUUGCUGGUCCUGCCGACGGCCGCUCCGUUGCCGGUCCUGCAACAAUGUUUUUUGACAAAUAAAAUCCACUAAUAUGAGAUCACUUAGUAUGGUCAGCUGCUGGUUUGUGUCCUGUUUUACACUGCCUCAUACAACUUUAAAGCUUUAAAAUGCAUCACACUGUGUAGUAUGUAAAUUUAUAGGGAUGGUUUCUCAGACAGGGAUUAGACUAGUUCUAGACUAAAAAAAAUUAAGAGCUGUCCAUA